UUUCACCUUUUUGAUUAGGAAGUCGCUCUGGAAUGGCAUUAAGUAUUGUCAAACUUUAAGCUGUAAGAAUCAAAUUCCAUGCUAGCUGGAGUAGCUGACAUAUGGUAAUACAUUCAAGAUGGCAGACGGCCCUCCGAAUCCAUCAGAAAAUAGUGGGAUUUUAUCUCAAACCUUUUUCUGUUGGCUACUUCCAUUCUUCAGAUAUGGCUACAACCACACCAUAGAACAGCCCGACCUCUACCGGAUAUGCAGCAAAGAUGAUUCCAAUCUUCUUGCUGAUAGACUAGAAAGGAACUGGAACAAAGAACUGAAAGCAUGCAAGUGCCAUCAGAAGAAGCCCAGCCUUCUCAGAGCUUUGAUUAAAACAUUUUUGAGGCCAGUGGCCUUCUCUGGGGUUAUAGUAUUCUUUGAGGAAUGUGUCUUCAAGCUCCUUCAGCCCAUUAUCCUCAGUUACCUCAUCACCUACUUCUCCCCCGAGCCUGAGAUCACCACCACUCAGGCUUACAUCUGCGCUUUCGGGAUGGCCCUGAGCGGCGCUGCAGCUACCAUCAUGCAUCACCCAUAUUUUUUUCAAAUGCAGAGGGUCGGCAUGCAAGUCCGCAUCGCAACGAGUGCCCUGGUCUUCAGGAAGUCGUUACGCCUGAGCAAUUCAGCUCUGGGAAAGACCACAGUUGGAAAGCUGGUUAACAUUCUAUCAAGCGAUGUCAAUAGAUUUGAUGUGGUAAUGCUCUUCCUUCACUAUGUGUGGAUUGGGCCUUUGCAGCUGAUAGUCUUACUAAUCAUACUCUUUAACAACAUGGGACCGUCGUGUCUGGUCGGCUUUGUCAUCCUCAUCUGCCUUGCCCCUCUUCAAGGCUGGAUGGGAAAAUUGUUCUCCAAGUUUAGAAUCAAGACUGCGUUGUUGACCGAUGAGCGUGUGAGGAUUAUGAAUGAGAUCAUCUCCGGGAUGCGCAUCAUCAAGAUACACGCCUGGGAAUUUCCCUUCUCAGACCUCGUCAGGAAAUCAAGAAAGAAAGAAAUUGCCAAGGUGAUGCGCUCCGCCCAUCUCCGUUCUUUCAACAUCGCAUUCUUCAACCUGGCUACCCAUAUCAUAUCUUUCUCCACCUUCACCGUGUAUGCCAUGACCGGCCAUGUUCUCACGCCGAGCAUCGUCUUCCUAGCUAUCCCGCUCUUCAAUGCUGUCCGCCUCACUGUCGUUCUCUUUAUACCAUACUGCAUCAUGUAUGGGAGUGAGGGGCUUAUUGCUGUUAGGAGAAUACAGGAGUUUUUAAUGAUGGAUGAACUGAAGGCUUUAAAACAUGCAGAGUCCGACUCCUCCAUCGCAUCUGAUGCCAACUUACCCAUCCCUGAGCAGAUUGGAGAACCACUGGAGGAGAACGAGAAGAAGGAUAGAAGAAAAGAUGAGGACAGGGCGGAGACCAUCGACGAUAAUAAUGUCACGGUUGCUUUCCUACCUAACGACAACAAAGAAAAGGAAAAAGGGAAAUACAUGAAGCUCAUGAAUGAUAAGAGAGAGGAAGAGGAAAAUGAAAAGGAAGAGCAAAGAAAGGAGAGGAGAGAAAGCAUCGACGACGAUGACGUCAUGGUAGCUUUCCUCGCCAACGACAACAACAAGGACAAGGAAAAACUUGCCAACGAUGUUCCAGAUGGGAAAUACAUGAAGCUAAUGAAUGAUAAGAGGGAGGAAGAAGAGGAGAAUGGAAAGGAGGAGCAAAGAGAGGAGAGGAGAGAAAACAACGAAGGAUCAAAACAAAGAGUUGACAAGAUUUCUGAACAUGGAGAAAACGAAAGUGACAUCAUUCUCCGGAAUGUAGGGGGAUCUUGGGAAGAUGAUGAUGAUGAUGAUAAAGUUGGUUUCAGUUUGAAGGAUAUCAACUUUUCUCUUCAAGCCGGAGAGCUGGUAGCCAUCAUUGGACCGGUGGGCAGUGGCAAGUCUUCACUUCUCAUGGCCAUGAUGAAUGAGCUGCCAACGCAGACUGGUGAUGUGAUUAUGAGUGGUAGAAUAGCGUACACAGCACAGCAGCCAUGGGUGUUCUCUGGCACGCUAAGGGAUAACAUUCUCUUUGGCAAGAAGUUCGACCAAGACAAGUACAAGGAGGUCCUGAAAGUCUGUGCGCUCAAAACGGACAUUGCACUAUUACCCGAAGGUGACCUGACCCUUGUUGGGGACAGGGGCAUCACAUUGAGCGGAGGUCAAAGGGCAAGGGUCAGCCUGGCCAGGGCCGUUUACCACGAGGCUGAUGCGUACCUACUGGACGACCCUCUGAGUGCAGUAGAUACAGCCGUGGGAAGGCAUCUAUUUGAUAAGUGCAUCAAAGGCUAUCUUAAAGACAAACCGGUUGUUCUCGUCACCCAUCAGUUGCAGUAUCUCGAUGCGGCAGACUGCAUAGUUGUUCUCAAAGAUGGCGAAAUGGUAGCAUGCGGAAGCUACAUAGAGCUUCAGACCUCUGGGAUAGACUUCGCUGCUCUCCUCAAAGAACACCAAUCUCUACAGCAAGAAGAUGUACUCUCGCAGGCCAGCUCAGUGCAUUCAAUCCCAGGAGCCAUUGCGACAGAGAUCAAUCCCCAUGUUGAUGACAUCAUUCUAGAAGUUGAUGAAAAAGGGAGAUUUAUAGGAGAGUAUUGGAUGAAACAGGCUGAUGAAGGUGUACUAGAUAGGCAGAAAGAGACCAAGUCAGAAGGCACAGUGGCAUACAAAGUCUAUGUGAAAUACUUCAGGGCAGGGGCAGGCGUGAUUGGGUUCGCCGUCUUCAUGCUCUUCAAUAUUUGCAGCCAGGCCUUCAUGAACCUCACUGACUGGUGGAUUUCGAGGUGGGCAUUCGCUGAGGAGAUGGCCUGCGCUGAGUUACUGAAUCGGUCCUGCACAGUCGAUAGGGUCCUACCAAAUCAAACCUUUGUUGAUGAGAUGGAUAUAGACCGACCGUACUAUCUUCAAAACCUCUCCAUCUUCCUCUGUCUCUUCAUAUUCUUCUGCUUCAUCCGUUCCUAUCAUGUAUUCUUCAUCAUCGUCAAUGCUUCCGCCGUUCUUCACAAUAGAAUGUUCGAUGCCCUAAUCAGGGCCCCGAUGCAGUUCUUUGAUACAAACCCAAUAGGGAGGAUAUUAAAUCGGUUCUCUAAAGAUAUUGGUUUCAUGGAUGAGCUCUUGCCGACAACCUUUGCCGACUUCAAUGCAAUCUCAAUACAAACCUUGGCAUUCAUUAUCGUCAUAAGCAUAUUCAACCCGAUUGUUCUCUUAUUUACUGUGCCGCUUUGCGUAGCGUUCGUCCUUGUCAGGCGCUACUACCUUGCUUCUUCGAGGGACAUCAAGAGGCUGGAAGGAAUAACUCGUAGCCCUGUCUUCAGUCACCUCUCUGCCUCCCUUCAAGGGUUGGUCACCAUCAGAGCCUUCAAGGUCCAGGAGGACUUCACCAGGCAGUUCGACCUCCACCAGAACACCCACACCAGAACGUGGUUUCUCUUUCUCACCACCACCCGUUGGUUUGGCAUCAUGCUGGACUGGAUGUCUGUCACGUUUCUUGCCGUCGUAUCCUUCUCUUGCGUAGUCUCAGCCAAUCUGUUUGACUUGGACUCUUCUUUGGUUGGUUUAUCUCUGACGUACUGUCUUAUGUUGAUGGGAGCCUUCCAAUGGGGUGUUCGGCAGAGUGCCGAGGUAGAAAACCUGAUGACUUCAACUGAAAGGGUUAUAGAAUAUUCGCAGCUGAAACCAGAAGCUCCCCUGGAGAACGAGAAAGAGCCCGAUGCUGAUUGGCCAAAACAUGGCAUCAUCACGUUUGAAGACGUCUCAGUCUCCUACAGCGAUGAUGGACCUCUGGUCCUAAAGAAUCUAAGAUGCUGUAUACGAGCCGAAGAAAAGGUUGGUAUCGUUGGUAGAACGGGGGCUGGUAAGAGUUCCUUGAUGGCUGCCCUCAUGAGGUUAACGGAGCCCAGGGGGAUCCUGAAGAUCGAUGGCGUCACCAUCACAGAGAUAGGUCUUCAUGCCUUGAGGAAACGCAUAUCAUUUAUACCACAGGAUCCUGUAUUAUUUAGUGGAACUCUUCGCAAGAAUCUUGACCCAUUCAACCAACAUACAGAUGAUAAUAUAUGGAACGCAUUAGAAGAGGUCCAACUCAAGCCCAUCGUUGAGGAAAACCCAGGAAAACUUGAAAUGGGGAUGUCCGAGGGCGGGACGAACUUCAGCGUCGGUCAGCGGCAGCUUGUCUGCCUAGCGAGGGCGGUAUUACAUCGGAAUAAGAUCCUGAUCGUGGACGAAGCCACGGCCAAUGUAGAUCCUAGGACUGACCAGUUGAUCCAGCUGACCAUUAGGAAGAAGUUCAAGAAGUGCACAGUACUGACCAUUGCACAUAGGCUCAAUACAAUCAUGGAUAGUGAUCGUGUUCUGGUGCUGGACCAGGGUCGAAUUAUAGAGUUCGACGAACCUUACGUUCUCCUGAAGGACGAGAAGAGCCUCUUUGGAUCCAUGGUAGAAGAGACAGGAAAGUCCGAAGCUGCCAAGCUCCUGUCAGUGGCCAAGUCCUGGUACUAUGAGAGAAACCCGUCCAACCCGUACAACUUUGACAUGGAUGGUGGCCUUGGUGACGGCUUUCCUUGAAAGGUCAACGGUGAAGUCGUCAUGGAGUCAUCGCAAGAGGUCACCAAGGUAAUUGGCAAUGGAAAGAGAAGAUCAGGGUAGUUUGCUUGUGGGAAAGAAGUCCUGCAGAUGCUUAAGUGUGAUGUAUGCAGCUGAUUUGGAGGUCAAAGGUUAUAGGUUACAAGGUUAAGUUAUCACAGGGUCGCAUGAAAUAAAUAUAAUCAGUCUUUCUGAUUAUGUAUUAGAGGGACCAGAUUCAACUUCAAGCAGUUUCUCAUUUGAAGAAUCUGCUGUGAAUCAUUAGGUUCCAUCCUAUUGGAAUGUCAAAGGCCAUUGAGUGUCAAAGGUCAUUAUUCAUCAAGGUCACAGAUAAUUGGUGAUGGGAGUUUGAGUGUUUCUAUAUAUUAUCAUUCAUUUGAUAUUGAUCUUUAAUAGCAAGGGUCAUUGUCAAAUUGGAGAAUUGGUAAAUGAGGUUAAAAGAUAAAAAAAAAAAUCCUCAGCAUUCUGUGUCUGUUCAUCACAGAAAUUUGUGAGCAUGGGUGUCUCAUGCAAAUGAUGAGAAAAGAGGAUGAAAAAAAAAAAAGAAUUCUCUAGAGCUGACCUUUGAUCUCUGUCACCACCAAGGCUGUCUAUGUGAUAUGUCUGACCUGAGGUCAAAUGUCACUGAGCAAAAAAAAAUGUUAUCUUCAUUUGAGGCUUUCGUAAGUCAUGGAUCUAUUUAUGUUGAGAAAUCUAGGAAGCAUUGUGAAUUUAUUACCUCUAAUAGAUUUUCCGUUAAGGGCAAGAUAUGUUUAACAAUAAUAUUAGCCAAUUAUAUCAUUUAGUUUACUUCAAACUAUGUAUGCGACUUACUUAGAAAAAUGUGAAUUUAAAAAACUUUUUUUGGGGGGAAGAAACUGACCUUGCUUCUUACAUGUAUAUUGACUGCUCUCCUUGCCUUGUUUUAUAUGCAGUGUACAAUGAAAUGUUUAUCUUUGCAGGGACUGAAAAUAUUUAUUCUUGCCAAAGGUGUUUUUAUCAUGAAUCCACUUUGACAUUGUGCAUUGGUAAGGUACAAGCAGAUUAUUUUCAUUUAAGAAUAUGAUGUACACCCUUCUCAUGCUUGUUAUCCAUUUUUUACGGACAUCGUUCUCAUCCCAUACUUUUAAAGAAGACAUUAAUCAAGACUUUGUUCUUGUAGUAGAAAUGAUUAUGUAUCCCAUUCUAUACCCUGGUUGAUUAAAUAGGUACCCUGUAUGACAUACACUGUUACUUCUUUUUAUGCUUGCACCCUCAAUCAUGGUGAAACCAGAGUAAUAUGCAGCAGUUUAUAUGAAGUAGUAUAUAAAUGUUGCAUACAUGUAUUAUUAUUGUAGUAUUAUUAGUUAUUUAAAACGGUUUAUUACAACAAGGGUAUCUAUAGCGGCUUAAAAGCCGAAUCGCAUAAUCGUUUACAAACAUUUACAUUAAAAUACAUUCAACAUCAAAUAAAAAAGCUCAAUUUACACAAAUUCUACAUCAUAUAAGAAACAUCACCAACUCCAAGACUAGAGUCUACUUCACACACGUGAUAAGACUAUAAUGGUAAAACAUAGAUAUAAAAAGUAGAAUUUUAAGACAAAUAGAUCCAGACCAAAAAGAAAAUUGUAGGCGUGGGCUUCAGCAUAACAGCGCUCUCGUAAAUGUACUGUAUUUACCAAAGAUAUCUUUGAUGCAAGUAUUUUAAUUAACUAAAUACAUGUAGCUCAGCCAGUAUUCAGAAAACUAUAUUCUCAUGCCUUGUCAAUUUGGAAAAGUAAUUUCACAUAUCUAUUAAUGUAAACCUGAUUACUAAAAAAAAAUGGAUAGAUUCCAGAUUUCAAUUCACAGUAUUCUUAGUGUUGACUAAAGCUUAUUUUGAAUUUUGAUAACUCUUUUCAUUUUCAAAGUUUGACUCCAUUGUUGGAGAAAAUGAAAGAUUUCACUACAUUAGAACACUUCUUAUCAGAGAAAGAUCAGAUUCAAAAUCUGAUUGAUAUGGAUAGAAUUUACUUGGUAUAUAAAAAUAGUCCCUAAGGUGUUGAAAAUUGGACAAACAUAAACGGGUAAUUAAAACAGGAUAAGCGUAAAGGCUUCAAAAUAUGUGAAAAAAAAGCAAUCUACACAUGUAGUAAUAAAGUCAACAACUAGUAAUAAUUUAUUUAUUUUUCAGUUACCUUGCGUAGACAAACCAAAGAUAAUAUAUGAGUCUGUAUUCACCAUUCAAGGUACAUGUAAACUGUAGACUACGGAAUUCUCUAAUUUGAAAGCUCGUUACCUUUUAGAACUGGAAAGACAUGUAGAAAGCCUAUGGGGAAUUAGAGAAUUCAGAAGUCAACAUGAUAAUAUAAUCAGGUUAAGUACAUAUGAAAUAAAAGGUAGAGAAGAGUCUACGAAAAACUAAUUUUCCAAACUUAUGUACCAUUAUCUAUACACUGGCUGAAUGGAUGCUGAAUGGAUUCCAUGUUUCAUCUUACUCUGCCAUUCCUGAAUAAAUGGAUGUAGAUGUAAAUGUUAUUUUUAAUGUCAGUUUAUUUUGUCUUGAUAAUUUAUUAUCAUUGGUAUUUAUAAGUGUUGGCAUCUUGAACAAACAUUUAAUGACUAAUAAUGACCUUUUAGCUAAUUUUGUAAUGGUAUCAUGUCCUGUAAAUAUGCCAAAUGAUUGUGCACGGUCAUUCUUUGGUUCUGUCAGCGUGAUCUUCUUAGAAAAAGAAAUAUGGUGCUUUUAGCUUUCCAUAGUUAGAUUUAUUGGAUUAAUCUCACUCCUUAGCCCCCCCCCCAAGUUCACAAAAGUGAAGAUCAAUAGAAGAACACUGAAAGGAUGCAAAUUGGCAAGGUCUUUCAGCAGUCUCCAAGAUCACUGUUAUUAGUGAUCUCAUGUGAUCUUAGAAAAACCCCUUUAAAGACUUUAAGACUGAUUGAUACUUCUUGUUUUGCUGAACUUAGACUAGUCCUACAGUGGUAUUUCAAUGGUCUUUCAAUAGCAUUUCAUUAGUUUUUCAGAGAUCUUUUGUGCAACAAACGAUCUUAUGGUAAUCUUUCCAUGGACUUUUGCUGGUCUUUUCAGUGAUCUUUCAAGAUCUCAGAUGAGUCUUUCAGUGAUCUCUCUCCAAAAAAGUUUGAGGGACCGUCGAAAGACAAAGCAGAGACCACUAUUGAAAUCUUCCUGAAAGACU
This is a messenger RNA of Lytechinus variegatus (green sea urchin), 7740 nucleotides long. RefSeq names its product ATP-binding cassette sub-family C member 4-like. The transcript is spliced from 28 exons. Gene Ontology annotation, molecular function: ABC-type transporter activity; ATP hydrolysis activity; chloride channel activity. NCBI's taxonomy places the organism in Eukaryota, Metazoa, Echinodermata, Echinoidea, Temnopleuroida, Toxopneustidae. Gene Ontology annotation, biological process: transmembrane transport; monoatomic ion transport. The coding region runs from base 119 to 4588 and encodes 1489 amino acids. The record is from RefSeq and is a predicted model, not a curated record. Gene Ontology annotation, cellular component: plasma membrane.